This is a messenger RNA of Hansenula anomala, 753 nucleotides long. RefSeq names its product serine/threonine-protein kinase. The transcript has a single exon. Gene Ontology annotation, molecular function: protein kinase activity; ATP binding. Lineage: Eukaryota; Fungi; Ascomycota; Saccharomycetes; Phaffomycetales; Wickerhamomycetaceae. The annotation marks the transcript as partial. Gene Ontology annotation, biological process: protein phosphorylation. The record is from RefSeq and is a predicted model, not a curated record.
UAUGAAUUUAAAGAAACUGUUGGACGUGGUGCUUUUGCUAAUGUCUACAGAGCUAUCAAUAAGAUAACAGGAGAUGAGGUUGCCAUUAAGGAAAUUUUCAUAGAGGAUGACGAUGAUAUUCUGGAAUUAAUGUGCGAAAUUGAUUUGCUCAAGAUUUUGAAACACAAGAACAUUGUCAAAUAUCAUGGCUUUAUAAAGAAUGACAAAAAAUUGUUGAUAUUCUUGGAAUAUUGCUCUGGAGGUUCGUUGAGGAAUGUAUACAAGAAAAAGGGACCUUUGACUGAAAAGAAAGUUGUAAAGUACAUGAAACAAGUGCUAGAAGGUCUAAUAUAUCUUCAUGGGCAAGGUGUCGUGCAUAGAGAUGUGAAAGCAGCAAAUAUUUUGUUGACCAGUAGAGGUGAUAUCAAACUAACAGAUUUUGGUGUUUCCACAAAAGUUUCCAAUAAUACGAUCAAAACGUAUUCAAUUGCUGGAACCCCAAACUGGAUGGCUCCAGAAAUCAUAUCAAUGGAUGGUACUUCGACAGCUUCAGAUAUUUGGUCAUUAGGUGCUACAAUUGUUGAAUUAUUAACAGGUGAACCUUUAUACUCUCAUUUGAAUGAAAUGGCUGCUCUUCAUGCAAUUGUUACAGAUGACACCCCACCAAUACCAACAUUUAUAUCAAGCGCUUGCAAAGAUUUCCUACUAAAAUGUUUUGAAAAACAACCAAGUCAAAGAGUUGGUGCUAAAGAUCUACUGAAACACCCAUGGCUC